Molecule: messenger RNA, 3114 nt
Organism: Macrosteles quadrilineatus (aster leafhopper)
Lineage: Eukaryota; Metazoa; Arthropoda; Insecta; Hemiptera; Cicadellidae
Gene: mlt
Product: tubulin-specific chaperone cofactor E-like protein
Exons: 9
Coding region: 178-1506 (442 amino acids)
Biological process (GO): protein folding
Molecular function (GO): alpha-tubulin binding
Source: RefSeq, a predicted model, not a curated record
GUGCUCGCUCGCUCAGCUCAGUGUCGUUUUGUCCUUCGUCUGCGUCGGAUAGUGCGCCCGUGCUUGUGUUGUGCCGUGCGUGAGUGGAUUACACCAACAUUGUGUUUUGUGUAUAAAUGAAUCACCUCCAGUCUUGGCUACGACAUCUACCCUACUCUUUGCAUUAAUAACCGCAAGAUGCCAUCGUUGCUGGAGGCCAUAGAACGCAAGUACGGCGAUGACUGGGAAUGUUGUGACAAGAUCAUGCCAGCCAUCGCUAUAUUUGUCCCCCCUCCACGCGGCAGCCUGCCUUCACUUCUAGUGUUCAACGACUGCAGCAUUGAUUCUGCAGGAAACCCUGAUAUUCUGCAGGACAAGUGCAGCCGUGUGCAGGAACUGGACCUGGCUCAGAACAGUCUGACAGAAUGGUCAGAGAUCCUGUGCAUUCUGAGGCACAUGCCCCAGCUGAAGUUUGCCAACCUCAGUUUCAACCUUCUCUCAGAGAGUAUUCAAGGCAAGGUCUGUGAUAACUUCCCUCUGUUGACCAAUCUCGUACUGAACAACACACAAGUGGACUGGCCUAGCGUUAGACAUCUACUCAAUGUAUUGCCAAGCUUAGAAGAACUUCAUUUAAGUCUGAAUAACUUCAUCAAAGUGGAGAUUGACGAUGACCUCUCAGAUGAACCCUCUGUCAGGCAUCAAAAUGUGAAGAAACUUCAUUUCACAGGCAACCCAGUUUCAGAGUGGUGUGAGAUCUGCAAGUUAGGCAGAGCCUUCCCAAACCUGGAGAUGUUGGUAGUCGCUGAUUGUCCUCUGGCUUCACUAGACCCCAGCAGUCCGUGUUCCUCUCCCGAGCGCAACGUUUACUCUCGGUCAGAGAGCGAGUGUGAAGGCAGCCCGAGACGCAACUCACCACACGACAGCUUUCGACAACUGCGGCUACUCAACCUAAACGGAACACUUAUCCACUCGUGGGAAGACGUUGAGAGGCUAGGCAGGUUUCCAGCGUUACAUUGUCUGCGGAUACAAGGGUGCCCGCUGUUUGAUGAAUACACAGAACACGAGAGGAGACAGUUGUUGAUUGCCCGACUGCCAAACAUCACAACACUGAAUGGUGGAGGACAAAUACAGCAUCAGGAGAGAGAGGAUGCGGAAAGAGCUUUCAUCAGAUACUACAUGGACAAGCCUGAGAGCGAUCGUCCUGAAAGGUACUCAGAUUUGGUUGCUAUUCAUGGAAAGCUGGAACCUCUAGUCAACAUAGACUUGUCACCUGAGAGAAGAGUGAAAGUCAGUGUCACUUGUGGCCAAAACACAGAACUGAGGAGCAUAAACGUCUACCAGACUGUUCAGGAGUUGAAGCAGAAACUGGAGCCGUUUGCCAAGAUCCCUGUAGCCAAGAUGCGUCUGUUCUACGUAGACCAAGACAUGGCCUCUCUUGGACCAGAGGAAAUGAAGUUCCCUAACAAACAGAUCUACAGCUACAACAUUUGUUCUGGAGAUGAACUCAUCAUCGACUCCAAGAUCUGAGCUGCAGCGUGGCCGCCGACAGCUCACGAGCCGUGAUAGCGAACAUCUCGCAGCUUUCGUCACCACUCAUGUGAUAUCGGACAGUCACUAACACACUAACCUUGUCCAUCUUGUUAUUAAAGUAUUUAAGCCUGUCCUCACAAUAAGGAUAGUUUUUCAUCUUGUAGAUUGUUGAGGUUAGUUUUUAAAGAGGAGGUUAAUGUUUCAGUGAUGGAAUUUCUGUACUGAAAUACGUUGGGUAGUCUUUAGUUCACACCAAUAAAAUCAGUGAUUGCUCUGAUAAGACAGUUGUUGGUGAUACUUUUCACUUUCGUUGAACAGACACUUUAUAUUCUCAUACCCACCAUUAUUCAUUCUUAAGAGCAUUUGAAAGAUAUUACGAGGAAAGAUUAAAUUUCUUUGGCAUUUAUAGUUUGGAUUUAUCCAUGUUCUUGCUCUGUUAUCGAUUUAAUUCAUUAAUGGUAAAGUCACAACCUAGUUAUUAGCACAUUGAGAAUAUAUUUGAGAAUGUAAUCGGUGUCAAAUAAGUUCAGCGCCUUUAAUGUAUAGUUAUGUGCAUGUUAAGAUAAAUUUGUGUUUACAUAAUCUAAAACAUAUCACUUAUCCUGGGCUUUGAGUCAUUGUUUAACGAUGAAUAGUGCUUUAUUAGUUUAACAUUAAUUUCUGGUUAGUUAAAAUAGUCAAUUUGAUCUGUGAUAAAAAGGUCUAAAAACUUCUUUUUCCUACGGGGACGAAUGGAAAGAACUUUCUUAUACUUAUUAUCUUGUGUUAUUAUCUUAUCUUGUACUUUAAUUUUAACCCACUAUUUUUAAUGCAGCUGGCAGUUUUAGAAAAGAUGAUUUAGUUUUUACUUUGAGUUACUUGAAACACCAUUUACUUCAAUAUACUUGAGCAAAUUGUGUUUUAGUUGUACCAUAUCUUUAUUACCUGCACAAAUAUUUCUUAAUAAAAUGGUGAUGGGAAGGGGUCUCUUUUUGUUGACUGGCUUAAUUAUUUUGUGCCAUUUAUAUUUCUGGUAAAAACUUUAAAAUCUAGGGGGUAUUAUUUUGUGCUGAACUUAAACCAUUUUUAUGAGGCAAACAUUUACAUUCACGUAAAGACAAUUUUAAAGUCUAUAAAAUAAAAGUAACAAAAACUCACUAAAACUAUAUGAAUAAAGGGAUAUUUUCAACUUACAAUUAAGUAACUAAGGGGUUAAAACGUUUGAUCUUAAUCCUCUAUUAGUUUAUUUUGCUUGUUAUUUUUUUUCUAUUUGAAAGCAUUUGAUUGAAUCACUAGUGGGUAACAAUUGCCCUGAUAUGUUGUGAUAGUCUAUAGUUGUGAUGUAAUGUAUUUCAUUCAUGAUACUUAAAACAGUGUGGAUUGUUGAAUAUUAGAUGUACUUGUAAAUGUAGUAUAAGCUAGAAACUAAAACCUUGUUAUGAUUUGUAAAUUUAUUUUGAUAUAAAACAGUCGUAAGGAUCUAAUGAUUAUACAGACUCAAAUUCCCAACGAUUUAAGGCAGGAGUUGUUCAAUAAAAAAAUAGAACUGAGAAGAAAACUUCUCUUUAUGUCUUUUUGGGACUUAGUUUUACCCAUGAACUUGUGAAAUAAACAUUUCCAUCAUAA